UGUCAAAAAAAUCGUCGAAUGUCAAAUGUGCAAUUCGAUAUUAAUGUGCAUUAUUUUGUUACUAAAUUACUGAAUUGCAACUUAAACUGCAAGAAAUACUACAUUUAAUAAUGGAAGUCCUCGUUGCUAAUGUUGACCAUAUUAAGUUUGAUAUAGAUUAUGCUUUGGAACAGCAAUAUGGAGCUCUACCUUUGCCAUUUCCAGGAAUGGAUAAAUCGACAGCUGCAGUGUGCGAAUUUUACAGCAACCCUGGAGGUUGUAGCAAUGGCCCUCAGUGCCCGUACAGGCACGUUCGUGGCGACCGCACCGUAGUAUGCAAGCAUUGGUUAAGAGGUCUUUGUAAGAAGGGGGAUCAAUGUGAAUUCCUUCAUGAGUAUGAUAUGUCUAAGAUGCCGGAGUGUUACUUCUAUGCUCGGUUUAAUGCAUGCCAUAAUAAGGAAUGUCCAUUUUUACAUAUUGAUCCUGAAAGCAAGAUUAAAGACUGUCCAUGGUAUGACCGAGGCUUUUGUCGGCACGGCCCACACUGUAGACACCGACAUGUCCGCCGAGUUCUCUGCAUUAACUACUUAUCAGGCUUUUGUCCAGAUGGAGCAAAUUGCAAAUACAUGCAUCCAAGGUUUGAAUUGCCCGCACCACCGGAGCAGACUAAAGAUGCCAAAAGAUUGCCAGUAUGCCACUAUUGCUCUGAAGUUGGACAUAAAGCAUCCUCUUGUAAUAAGAUUCCACAAGAGAAAAGAGAAGCAGCGCAAAGACAGGAGGAGGCAAGAUACCGUGCCCUGGGUUAUGUGAAGCCGGCUAGUGAGAGUGAUGAUGCAAGUGCGCAUCGCCUUCGUCUCUUGCAUAAGCCUUUGGAGGAAGUCACAUGUUUCAAGUGUGGAACUAAGGGUCAUUACGCCAACAAAUGUCCCAAAGGUCACCUGGCGUUCCUCUCCAAUCAGAAUGCGCCAUCCAAUCAGAACAUGUACAAAAAAAACUAGUAUAAGUAUGUGAAGCCAACUUAAAUCGGCUUCAAUAUGGACUUAUUAUAAUACUGUGUACAAUGUGGACAUAUAAAAUUUAGUAUUACAUAGGUCACACACAUACAUCAUCUCUGAGCUGGUUCAAAAGAUCAGCUCAUAGUCCUUAACCAUUGAACUGCAGUUCAACAAUUUGAUUAGCAGCACAUGACUCAAUCAACAUACUAUAAUUACGGGAGUAGGCGUGCAAACUGUCUGAUGACUCAUUCAAAUCAUACCUCAAUGCAGGUAUAAAUUGAGCUUAACUAUGAGCCGGUUCACUGAUUUGCUUCAGCCAUGAACAGUGCGAUGAUCUACAGGUCAUCAGGUUUAUUUGAGUUCCCCACUGAUUGUAAUUAUCAACUGAUGUGGAGUGGUUAUGAUAGAUAUUCCGAGUGGUUAUAGCGCUGUGGGAUUUAUUUACUGUAUGUUAUAUGAUUUGGAACAGUUUAAUAAUUAUAUAAAAAUAUCUUGUCAAGAAUAAAUGUAAUUUUUAUUAGUGCAUUAAAGUAAAUUUAA
This is a messenger RNA of Papilio polytes (common Mormon), 1514 nucleotides long. RefSeq names its product cleavage and polyadenylation specificity factor subunit 4 (gene Clp). The transcript has 4 exons. Lineage: Eukaryota; Metazoa; Arthropoda; Insecta; Lepidoptera; Papilionidae. Gene Ontology annotation, molecular function: RNA binding; zinc ion binding. Bases 111 to 977 code for a protein of 288 amino acids. The record is from RefSeq and is a predicted model, not a curated record.